Molecule: messenger RNA, 1905 nt
Organism: Daphnia carinata
Lineage: Eukaryota; Metazoa; Arthropoda; Branchiopoda; Diplostraca; Daphniidae
Gene: tsl
Product: torso-like protein
Exons: 7
Coding region: 440-1792 (450 amino acids)
Source: RefSeq, a predicted model, not a curated record
AUUGCGCCCAUUCACCUGUACACAACGGUACAGGUCAAUGUCGAAUGGCAACUUGAAUCCGCGAGGAAAAGGGAAAGUUACGCCACCCUUUUUCUUAUUCAGCCCGAUUUAGACUGUGUCACGUCAGUCACUUUUAUUCAACACAAUCCAAUACAUAUUUUCAAUCGGAUUCUAACAUACACGUAAUGAAGAAAGUGAAAGUUAAUCUCAUUGCAGACGACAAGAAAAUUUCCAUCAACUACAAAGAUCCCGUUUGGCGGUCACCGUCUGUUGCGCCCUCCGAUCAGAUUGUUAAGUUUUUCACCAACCCUCGUGAGUCAUACGCCCACGGUCAUCAAAAAGUACUUAAAGAAAAUGAAGAAAUUACAGCACCCACAUGUGCUUUUUAGAUGUAUAGUGGAAUUUCUCAAUUGCUCUCGACAUCAACGAGUGGACGUGCAUGUCCAGGCGUCAGUUGAUUUCCGACCGGGCUCGCCGACGGGUCGGCCAUGCCAAUAGUUGCCAAAAAAUGACGAAACGUAACCACCUUAUUGGAAUUAUCCUAGUGAAUGUGAUGUGCUGUUUUGUGGCAUUUCUUACGGUGGUCGAUUGCCUUCCUCAGCAGCGAAAUUCACAACGCAAGGCAAUCGUCCUUCGCAGUUUACAGCAAGUUUCUUCAUCCGCCAAUAAUUCAAUUUUGAACGGCCACGAUACGGAUGCUAUUCUCCCAGUUGGAGAAGCUUUCAAUCUUUUUCAAAGCUACGGUUUAUUAGCAUUCAAUAUCAAUGUGGCACCGUUGAUCCUCGUAUCAGCUCCAAGCAGCCGGGCAAUCGCCAAUGCAAACGGCACCCCAACGCAGCCUUUUUCGCUCCCGUUGUUCCAGAUGACGACACAUCCGGUUUUGGAUCAAAAGCUCUACACCCCGGAGAACAGCCGUCCUCACAUGAAUAAUGCCAGAGGGCACCAACAGCUGAUGGAGGUGAUGGAUCGCUCCGUUCGACUUCACCUAUGUCGUACUACCGAAGAAUUAAUGAUUCGAUUUCUGUCUGGUUUCACCGUUGACGGAUUGUCAAAACCCUGGUGGGCAUUUGCUGCUGCCUGGAAAAAACACGUCAUUCCUAGAAUUUACGGCGUUCCACCUAUUUAUUUGACUGAUGAUAGUGUCUUCCUCUUGGUCCGAAUUGAGAAGCGUUCUAUUGUAGGAUCAAUUAAUGGUUCCAUGCUACUAGAACCCGAUUUGAUGGCCAAGUUACCCUCUCCUAGUGUACCAGACAUUAGCGGAAAAGUGGACAGUGGAACACACGCUGGUAGCAAACAGUGGCGUUCGGCAGUCGAAUUUUUCCUGCAAUUUGGAACGCACAUUAUUACCGACUACUCGGUUGGAGAUGCUUUGUUCCAGGUGAUUGUCUACAACGCUUCGUCGCUGCCUUUAUUAGCCGGAAAAAUGGCCCAGCUGCGAGCUGGACAAUUCAAUCCGGCGAAUGCAACUAAAUCCGAUUGGGAAAAAUUGCUACUUAGCCAUCCAACGCCAGUCCAUGUAGGAAAAUUACAAUUAAUCAGUGGUAACCGGACGUUAAUCAAUUGGUUGGAACCACGAUUGGCUAUAAGUUCGUUGCCUGAAACAAUUCCUUCGAGCAUUCGCCUUUUGGGAUCACCAGCCUUAUUUAAUCAUUUUUAUCGUCAAAUGCAGCCGCGAGCCGUUUUGAGUAUGAAUAUGGCAACAAUAACAAAAGCAAUACCGGACAUAUCUCUACGCAAAUGGCUCAACGACAUUUUGUUAAAUUUACUCCGAAUGUGGGAGUACAACAUGUGAUAUACUAAACUACAAUUGAUGUCGUCGUGUAAAAGUCCCGUUUUUUUUUAGACGUAGUGAAUGAUGUCGGAAGCGCGCAUCAAUAAACGCAAACAUCUGUCGUGAGUCCAUUA